Molecule: messenger RNA, 5921 nt
Organism: Eublepharis macularius
Lineage: Eukaryota; Metazoa; Chordata; Lepidosauria; Squamata; Eublepharidae
Product: A-kinase anchor protein 17B-like
Exons: 7
Coding region: 398-3205 (935 amino acids)
Molecular function (GO): RNA binding
Source: RefSeq, a predicted model, not a curated record
UCCGUUCCGGGUAAACAUACUCCAGGAUCCCAACCCGGGAGUCAAUCCCUUGACCCCUCUGAGAUUGCCUUCGGAGUAAACAUGCCUAAGGGAGCGGGGUAGAAAGGGGAGACGGGAACGGAAAGCAGGCCCAAAACAGAAAAGGAAGGCCGGAGGGUCCCGCAGCGGCUCCUCCGUCGGGGGCGGCUAGGUCUGACGUGCUCCGCCCCGGGGAGGCCGGACCAGGAAGCGUGUGUGGACGGCGGGGGCUACCGGAGCCGCGGCCUGAGCGGAACUCAGGGCUCUUCUCUCCCUCGUUUUAUCCUCACAACAUUCCUGUGAGGUAGGUUAGACGGAAAAGGAGUGACUGGACCAAGUCACCUAUUGAGCUUCAUGACAGUAAAGGGCAUUGGACACCAUGACUGUCACUCUAGUAUGUGAUCCUUCGGAAGCUAUGGAGCUCUGUGCCUCUCAGCAACUCUAUCUUAAGCCAGUAGCGAAAUUAACUAUCAGUGUGGUGCUUCCAGAACAUACGAGAUCUACCCGGGCGUUCUCUAAAUGGGAAGUGAUGGACAAGCUGAAGAAUAUGAUUUGUCCAGACCAGUUCACCAGUGUUAAGGUUUCAAAAAGCACUAAAGGUUUCAUUCGGUUUGAGGGAGAGGCAGAAACCAAGCGUUUGGUAUGUAGCCUUAAGGAAAAGCUCCAUGGCAAGAUGAUAAAACUGAAUGGUUUUAAAGAUGACUUGCAAGUGGUUGCUACAGAGGCGUCUCCUGAUAUACCAACUCUUCAGGAGUCAGAAGCCAUUUUGAAUGAUAGAGAAUUGAUGGCAGAAGAUCUUGCUGAGCAAAAUUGUGAUGUUCCCAAUUGCAUCCAUUUGGAAGGAUUGCCAUGCAAAUGGUUUGCUCUAAGAGGCUCAGAUAGUGAAACACCAAGCGAAGAUAUCUUGAGAGCAGUGUUUGAAAGCUUUGGAAAGAUCAAGAACGUAGAUAUUCCCAUGCUUGAUCCUUAUAGGGAAGAAAUGGUGGGAGGAAACGUGAAUAAUUUCAUUUUUCGUGGCCUGCGGACAUUUGACGCUUAUGUCCAGUACCAAGAGUCCACAGCUUUUGCAAAAGCUAUGGAGACACUUAAGGGAAUGAAGCUGAUGUUUAAAGGGGAUGAUGGAAAAGCUCUGGCAUGUAAUAUUAAGGUGACGUCUGAUACUACCAAUCAUUUCAGUGAGAGUGCUAUAAACCAGAGGAACCUAGAAAGACUAACGCUGCAAGGGCUAGAGCGAGAAAGAAAGAGGGAGGAAAACAGAGGGAAAAGAGGCAAUGAGAGAAAAAGACGUGAUGAUGGUGGUGAUGAAAAAAAAGUUGGAGAAGGAAAGAGGAAAUCUAAGAUCAAGAGACGAGAAAAAAGACAGAUAGAUCGGGAUGAAAAACGCCCAAGAAAGCAACAGAAGGUAACAGCUGAAGAAGAGCUGUGGCCAGAGAAUAUGCCUGAAUGGGAAGAGAGGAAAUACCUUCUAGCUCAGAGAAGAGUGGAGUCUAUCAGGCUGCUUACAGUGCUGUUAAACCAAAUAAAAGAUUUUGUGCUGUCAUCCAGGCAAAUAGGGGAACCUUUGUUGGAAAGUGGAAAUGAAAGGGAGGAUUGCUUUCCUGCACCUAAGUUACAAAAUGCACAAAAAAGGAAGUCCGGCUCUCAUAGACUUAGGUGUAAAGAAGUAAAGGAUGAGAGAGAAUCCCUGCAUCAGUUGGACCAAUUAAAUAAUACCUCUAACGAGGAAGAGGAACAGUACAUUGCCGUUGGCUUGCCAGCAUCGCCUUGUCACCUUGUGAGAACUAUUUUGAAUGAGCCUGCUGCAAGAGCAGUUAGUAGUAAAUGCUUAACAGACAAGGCUCCAGACUGCUAUCAGGACUGUGGCUUGUUGCAAGUUACAGUCAGUCAAGACUGCAGAGUUAAAAAAUCUCCUGACAGAGAAGACUGUCCAAAUCUGAAUUUGGGAUGCUUCCCGAGAGUCCCUAGAGCAGGGAACUGCAAGAAACAGAAGGUUUAUGAAACAGAGGAAUUCAUACACUAUUUACUAAACUACUACCAAACCCCACAAUAUGCACGAAUCUGUCCAGUAACACAAAACACAGGAACUGAGUCCUGGUGGCAGAGGGUAGUGUCCCAUAAUGGGAAUGGCUUCCAGGUCAGCCUGAAAAACAAAGAUGGACAGUGUUUCACGGAAAUGAGUUUUGUACCAGACGUCCAUGAGAGAGACUUUCAAGAGGCUGAUAGUUACAAAUGGGAAGUAAUAGAUGAGGAAUCUGAGCCUAUAGAGGUUUUCCACAAAGGCCAGGCCUGUACUAGAGAGUUCACCAAUCAGUGUUUGGUAUGGUGUGGGGAUUCAUUGGGUGAAAUCAGUCAUAGAGUACCAUGUGAUGAACUGAAUAAUCCUUAUCUAGUAAGCACCAGUACUAAUUGUGAUAAUAGAUCCCAAGAAGAGAAUACAGGAAUGAAAGUUUUACCUCCACUCAAGCCAUUUGGCCAUGUUUAUAAAUUGAAGGAUUUAUUGGAAGAGAUCAGCAGUGAUUCUGAAUAUUUUAGUGAGACGUUCAGCGAGUCACAAAGCAAAAUGGAGAGAAGAAAUGGGGGCUGCAAAAGUACCUGCAAGUCGUGGCCUCUCAGCCGAGGAAGAACAAGAGAAUUGCUGAUCUGUGUCCAAAAUGGUGAUUGCAGCAAACGCAGUUUCUGUGCAAACUCUGACUGCUGUGAUUUGGCAAAGCGUCCCAAGCAAAGGGUUAAGACAACAUUCAAGAGAUCCAGCAGUAAAUUAAGGCACGAAGGGCAAAAAUUCAAGUGGCUGUCCAGUGAAGAGGAGCAAGAAGCUAGCAGGAAGAAGAAGAGAAAGAAGAGAAGGUCAUCUGGUAACUCUUUGCAUGACGAGUCCCACUAUCUGGAAGCAAACCAUUGUGGAGAGCUGGAGUCCCUCAGCAAGAUACAGAGAAAAUGUAGCAAAAUUUUCCACCACAAAAUGAAAUGUAAAGCAUUCCAUGCCAUGACAGAAGAGGUAAAGGCAAAAGAUGUUGUCCAUUUGGAUGCCUCUCUACUUCGAGAACCCCACCAAGAGGCAGGGAACUUGCUGUUAAGAAGAGAGGUGGAAGCAGAUUCUGAUGAAUGGCCUUUGUUUCCUGUUGAAAUAAUUCAGACAAAUCCAUACCCUGACUCUUUCUGUGGAGCAGAACUUGGAGGAGAAUGCUAAUUUCACCGGUUCUGGAGGACAAUGGGGAUCUUGAAACUGUGAUGGAAGCUCAAGAUAGGUCCUUUUUAUACAACUCUUAAAAAAACUUUACUUUAAAGCUAGAGAUAUGGUGAUAGAGGUGUUUGCUUGGGCCCCUUUGUUUGCAUGCUGGGAAGGCUAGGAUAGCUUUAAACAACCUGGCUGGUGAAAUGGGUGGUAAAAAUCUUGUCUUGGUGGUUUCGAUGUCUACAACUAAGGACCCAAAACACGUUAUUGAAGUGCACGAUGUAAACUGUUUUCAAGAAUUUGCUAGAAGUCUGAGCUGAGCAAAUAGAACAGUCUCCACUGAGUUUAUCAGAAGCCUGGGAAUCUCUGGGUUCUGCUGUCUUGUCCACUGUACAGUUAGAGAAACUUUACAUAAACAAAUUGUAGGCCAGCUGAGUAAAGCUUAGCUUAAAAGAUUCAAGGAGUUGCUGCCUUACUAAGAGGAAAAGGCUGAUGGUAGAGGAGAAAAAACAUGAAAGGAACAUAUUUAUAAUUAACUCUGGUUUGUCAUUUGAAACACACACUAGGUUGGAUAAUAUAUGACUUGUGCCAGAUGUUUUGUUGGUCCAGCCCUGUUCUUGCCAGCCUCCAUUGGGAUUUUUCGAAUAGGGUAUGUGUGUAGGCCCAAACAGGUACCAUGGUUCCAAUGCUGAGCUCCCCUGUUAAUCCAUCCAAGUCUGUAGCCUGUUGGUAUACAGCUAAGUCAUUGUCAAGAAGGUGGGUGUUUUUUUUCUGAAAACUGAGUAGAGGUUAUCUACAGUUACAGUUAGUGUAUAUUCCAUUUGAUGAAAACCAGUGAAAGCCUCACCCGUUUGCCAAAAGAUUCCCAUGCUCAUGUGGUUCACAAAUAUAGAAUGGAUUACUCCUCUUCCAAUUAGGUCUAAAAAAAUGGAGGAACUCCACAUCUUGACAGGCUAGUGAUUAUUUUGCUCUGCUUCCAUUAGCUUUAAUAGUUCCGGAAUGCUAAAUGGGAAUGGUCCUGAACAAACUUUAGAACAGUGAGAAGGUUUGAAAUUUUUAGUGCUGGUUAGUACUUUGAUCUUUGAGUAAGUGACCUUCUGAAUUACAACUAGAUUGUCUGAGCCACAGAAAUUGUCUUAUUCAGUUUGCUUGUACGAAAGCCUGGAAAGAAGUAUGAUGAUGCUGAUACAAUCCGCGGCUAUACUUUGAAAGUAACCUUUACUGACCAGGACUACUCAAGACAAGGUAGUACUGACACCCAGAAGCCGUGCUCUGUUACCUUGCCAGAUGGCCAGCUGUGCUGUGGAAUGCUAUUCCAUAUGAAGAGGGGAACAGCAACGUAUUUUAGUUAAAAAUUAAACUCUGCACGGUAUGUUUUUGUUUGAACACCCUUUAUUUAUUACAUGUGUCACAGUAACUUUCCACAUGAUGCACAUUCCCUUGCAUACCAUCCAUGUUUUGUUAACAUCUGCUCUAAUAAAGUAGUAAUGAACCAAAUAUGCAGGCAUUUUCUGUGUUGAAUGUCAAAAGUCCCAAGGGCUUAGAGGUCAUUCCUACUUCAAAAUGAUUCUUUUUAAAUGCUUUUUCCCAACGUAGCAGCAAAAUGUUUUGAUCUGGGAAUAACCUCUCUUUUUUGCAUUUGGUUGCUUUUUGGUUUGGAAUAUUUAAAUGUUUACUUAGGUAUGAACACAGCCGUCUUAUAGGAAAACCCUUUCAGUAAUUUUAACAAUAUGUACCACCAACUUUUAGUUCUCACAGGGACAAAAGUCCCUUUCCUCUGGGCCUUUUUGCAUUAUUUUAAACCAGUUUGUGCAUGUGUGCAUAUAUGUAUCAUCUCAAAAUGUUCAUGCUUAAAGGUGCAGUAUUCCAUCCUGCCUGUAAAGAGCCUUGUAUUCAUUUCAUAGCAGUAAGCAAGAAAUGCAGAACUGGGAAAAUGCCGUAGCCCUACUCUCUGGACAGCAUGUGAACUUGACCCUCUGGAAUAUGGAUUCAAACUUAAUGGUACUUUGUGUACAGCCAUUCAAGGCCUCACUGUAAUUCUGCAGUCCAUGCUUUGCAUCACAUGGGAGUGAGUUUUCCCCAUAGUGUGAAGGGAGAAAUGUGGGAGGAAACUGCCUUGGAAAAGUCCAGGACCCUACCAAAUCAGAAAAGCUAACCCUUGCCCCUUGAAGAGAUGCUCAGAUAAAUUUGUCAUGGCCUUCAACACCCCAUGACCCUAUUUCAUCCUGCAAUUGUAUAUAGGAAGAAAAAGAGAGUGGGACUCGGGCUCAUUUCAUUAUAAAUUUGAUGACGGGUGAGGGAGAUCUUGUAUUUAUAUAAAUGAAAUCUCCCUACUUCAUUUCCUCACUUCUCCUAACAGAAGUACAGAACACGCGAAUGAAACUAUUCUUUCCCAAGGUCCAAAUCUGGGGCACAAUAUUGUCCAGUUAGAGCUGACGAUUUUUUAAAAUUUCAGUGAUUUGGGAGUCUGGAUUUGUCUCAUUAAAUGACAUUUUCCCCAGGCUUUCUUUCCUUGAAUAACUUAUGCGUAAGAACUGGCAGCAUAGUAAGUUUUUUUAAAAAAACUGAUUGGUCAAAUUCACAUGAAUAGAUUUGUGAAAAAAUUAUAGAUGUUUCUAGUAAGCCUUCUCAAAUUUUUGAAAAGCCAAGUUUGUAGACAUGUUUCUGAUUCAACUUGUACUGCUCAGAAAAAAAGUGACUCAAUUAUGAAGAAAUAAAAUGUAUUUAUUUU